Molecule: messenger RNA, 1195 nt
Organism: Limanda limanda (common dab)
Lineage: Eukaryota; Metazoa; Chordata; Actinopteri; Pleuronectiformes; Pleuronectidae
Gene: myct1b
Product: myc target 1b
Exons: 2
Coding region: 61-618 (185 amino acids)
Cellular component (GO): nucleoplasm
Source: RefSeq, a predicted model, not a curated record
UAGUGUUCAUCUGUCUGCUUGGAGUCGGUGUGGAAUCUAACACAAGCUUAUGGUGGAAUAAUGGCACAAAAUGAUACACAUCCCUUUUGGGAAAUGCUCAAAUCAUUUAAUGUUGGUGAUAUGAUUCUAGCCUUCUGUUUAUCUGUCCUUGUGGGCCUGCUGCUCGGCGCCAUGGUGUACGUUCUGUUGACCUGGGCGUCCAGGCGCCGGGCCACUGCCAGGAUCACCAGACGCUCCAAGAAGAAAUCCGGCGCUUCACAGACCAACAGACCCGCGAGCAACCAGUUGGGCCUUUACCGCAGCACAUUCCUGAGUGUGUACAGACAGCCGUCACUGGAGCCGGUGGGUCCUCUGGGGAGCAAGCCCGGGCCAGACACCUCCACCUUUCGGCCUGUGUCCAGGAGGAGCAGGGCCGGCCUGGAGAUGGCAGAGGACACGCAGGUCAGCAUGCCUGAGGACACGGUGGCCUCCAUCUCAUUGGAUUCAGCUUCCUUGGUGCCAAACAAGAGACACUCCUUCUGGUUAGGGGGCAAUGGACUUAAAGGCUUCCUCCCCUCACAGACCCCCCCUCCUGCCUACGACAGUGUGAUCCAUGCUUUUGAAGAGACUUGCACUUGAAACCAUCAGCACACAAGAAACAAGAACUGACAAAUAAGAACAUUGUGGGAGUGUAGCUGACUCUCUGGUUGUGUUCUGCUCUAUAUGAGGAACAGUUAUCUCUGCAGGAUGAGUGAGCAGAGCAUUUCUAAAGUCUGAGACCGGAAAGGAGAUUUGUACACAGCCUGGUAGAGUCAGCUCAGUAUUACAUAAGGAGAUAUAGACUAGUGGUGCAACUAGAUAACUGUUUCAUUGGCAGAUUUAAUAUGUUGUUGUUUUCUCUAUAACACACAAGGUGACCACUUCAGGUUCAAUGUUUUGUUCCCAAAUUCCAAAAAUAUUCAAUUCCAAGCAAUAUUACACAGAAGCAAACAGCAAAUACUCACUUUGGAAUGCAAAUAUUUGACAUUUUAGGUUUGAAAACAUUGACUCAAAUGAUUAACAGAUUAAUCAACUAAUCAUUGCAGCAUGCUCGACAUUUCCCUAACCCAUGUUUUAGUGGCUGAGAAACACUAGUGGUGAGAGAAGUGUGUGAUUCAGCUGUGAUUGUGUGAAAAUGAGGGGGGAUACUGUGCGCUAGAUAGUUUUGAGUAUCUAA